Molecule: messenger RNA, 1140 nt
Organism: Coffea arabica (coffee)
Lineage: Eukaryota; Viridiplantae; Streptophyta; Magnoliopsida; Gentianales; Rubiaceae
Product: GDSL esterase/lipase At5g03980-like
Molecular function (GO): hydrolase activity, acting on ester bonds
Source: RefSeq, a predicted model, not a curated record
AUGGGUGUCAAGGGCACGAGUAUUGGUGCUGUUUUCUUUGUUAUUGCAUCUGCUUUGCUGCUUCUUUCUCCUUCACCAUCCGCUGAUGCUAGUCCUCUCCUGAGUGCCUGCCGUUUUGAUCAAGUGUACCAACUUGGGGACUCCAUAUCAGACACUGGGAAUUUGAUCAGGGAAUCUCCACUUGGAGCCGCUUUACCUUUCGCCAGAAAUCCCUACGGUCAGACCUUCUCCCACCACAAAGCCACCGGCCGUUGCUCUGAUGGACUUCUCAUGAUUGACUACUUUGCCCAGGCGCUGGGUCUACCUCUUCUGAAUCCGAUCAAGGAUACAAAGGCAAAUUUUGAGCAUGGAGCAAAUUUUGCCGUAGCCGGUGCUACAGCACUAUCAUCAGCUGUUCUCGCUCAUCAUCAUGUUACAAAUCCAGUGACCAACAGUUCCCUUGACAUACAGCUUCAGUGGAUGAAAGAUCACUUUCACAAAUUUUGCCACAAUGAUUGUGAAAGGAAGCUUCAAAACGCUCUAUUUAUGGUCGGUGAAAUCGGAGGCAACGAUUAUAAUUAUGCAUUCCUUCAGUACUUGGAUGAGGCUAGAGAUACGCUUAAAAUUCUAGAGUUGGUACCUCUAGUUGUUGCCAAAAUUAAGCAUGCUGUUGAGAAAGUGAUUAGUUUUGGAGCAAGGACAAUAGUGGUUCCUGGGAACUUUCCAAUGGGAUGUCUGCCAAUUUAUCUAACAAAGUUUGGGCUAGAAAGCGAAGUAGACGAGUUCGACGAGAAUCAUUGCAUAUGGCUAUUGAACAGCUUUGCAACUUUCCACAAUGAUCACCUGAAGAAGGCGAUUGCCGAGCUGCAAGAGAAGUACCCAUAUGUAACAAUCGUCUAUGGAGACUACUACGCUGCAUAUGAACAGCUUUUCAAUCUAGGUGAAACUGAAGGUUUUGAGUUACAAAAAGCUUGUUGUGGAGUUGGAGGGCUGUACAACUUCAAUGAGACGCGAAUGUGUGGAUUUCCAGGUGUUAAGGCUUGCCGUGAUCCCGAAAGAUACGUCAGCUGGGAUGGGAUUCAUUUAACACAGGAGGCUUACCGCAUGAUAGUGGAUUGGUUGCAAGCUGAUCUUUUCUGGAAAUUGCGUUGCCAUCAUUGA